This is a messenger RNA of Malassezia restricta, 1266 nucleotides long. RefSeq names its product Aur1-inositol phosphorylceramide synthase. Gene Ontology annotation, biological process: inositol phosphoceramide metabolic process; sphingolipid biosynthetic process. The transcript has a single exon. The record is from RefSeq and is a predicted model, not a curated record. Bases 1 to 1266 code for a protein of 421 amino acids. Gene Ontology annotation, molecular function: inositol phosphoceramide synthase activity. Lineage: Eukaryota; Fungi; Basidiomycota; Malasseziomycetes; Malasseziales; Malasseziaceae. Gene Ontology annotation, cellular component: inositol phosphoceramide synthase complex.
AUGUCUGCAGCGCCAGCCGCGCAGGCACCCAAGCGCGAGCCGUGGUACCGACAGACAUGGCUGGCUGUCUUGGCUGCAGCUAAGCGCCUGUCUUUUAGUGUGUCACCGCGCGACAAUUUUAAAAAAUUGGCAGCGUACAAAAUGUCGAAGCAGGACGGCUUCAAAUAUGGCUUUAUGCUCCCCAUCGCUGUGUUUUCGAUGGUGAUCAUGGCCGAACCCUCGUUUCCGUACAAGCUCAUUAUCCCACUUUUGUACAUUUUGGUGCUCUGCAUUCCCCUCACCUCGCAACUCUUUCUCCCUGCCGCACCCAUUCUUUUGUGGCUGCUCCUUUUCUACUCCUGUCGUUUUAUUGAAGUGUCCGCUCGCCCGCAUAUCUGGGUGUCUGUGCUUCCAACUCUUGAGACGAUCUGGUAUGGCGCGAACAUCAGUGAUAUUCUCACGCGAUUCGGCCAUCCGCUGCUCGACAUUCUUGCCUGGAUUCCAUAUGGUGUCGUGCAUUUCAUGGCACCCUUCAUUGUUGCUGCGUUCUUGUUUGUUUUUGCGCCUGAAGGCAGUGUCAAAGUGUUUUCAAACGCGUUUGGAUUCAUGAAUCUCGUCGGUGUCAUCAUUCAGAUUGCUUUCCCUUGCGCGCCUCCGUGGUACGAGCUACGCGAGGGACUCACACCCGCCAACUAUUCCAUGCGCGGAUCCCCCGCUGGUCUCGCACGCAUUGAUGCUAUUUUUGGUGGCUUCGGGUACACGAUGGCAUUCAGCGGCGCUCCUGUGGUGUUUGGCGCUUUUCCCUCCUUGCAUGCGGCCACAGCUACGUGCGAAGCCCUCUUUUUGAGUUAUUUCUUCCCCAUAAAAAUCAAGAUCGGCUCGCUACGGUUUGACGCACGUGCGCUGUAUUGGACGUACUGCUUUUGGCUCUACUGGUCGACCAUGUACCUGAUGCAUCACUACCUCAUCGACCUUGUAGCCGGUGGAUGUCUUGCAACAUUCUCAUUCUAUUUCUUCCGCACUGAAGAGGUGCGGAAUGCCAUGGAGCGUCGCGAGGCUAUGAUGGAACAGGCUGAGCGCGCUGAGCGAGGCGAGCCUGAGGAUGAUGGGUUCAAGCUCGAAGAUAUGCCUUCUGCAUCGACGACGACAACUAACGAUCCCUUGUUCACGAUAGACGAAGGCGAUGUCGAGCGAGCACUCACGGAUACCGACCCACGGCCCGCGCUCGAAUCUCAGAACAGCAACAUGGCACGCCCCGCCGUAGCGGCCUCCGCUUCUCUUAGAUGA